UCACAUUCGAAAGCGAUGUGUAGUGAGGUGUAGGUUUACUAGUAAUUGAAAGUGGGAACAAGUGUCGAAAUACACAGAAUGGCGCGUCAAUUCGUGCUGGUGACAUGCACGGUGCUAGCAAUAAGUUUCUGGAUGGCGGAUAAUGCCAUUGCACAGGGUCAAGUGUUCGGAAGAUUACGCGGUAGAAAUCCAACACAUUUUAGGGGUUCGCCUCUCAGUAGGCUUCGUGCAGUAUCACAAUCACUGAGAAAGUCACCGUUUGUCCGAGCAGAGAAUCCCAAUGCUAGCGAAGAUGAUGAACAAUCACACGCGGGAACGGUCAGAAAAUCUCCAUUUGCAAGAAUGGGUUCUAGCUCUGAUUCACUGGAUUAUGUAGUCCAUCCAGCACACGUACCACAGGAAAUUAAAACGCCAGAACUUCUACCGGAGCUGAUUGGUUACUACAAUGAAGACGGUUCGAUUCAUUCGUUCCAUCGCGAUCGCAGUCGAAGAGAGACGCAAAGCGAAGAAAUAUCACCAAAUGAAGAGGCUCACGGAAAAGCAGCUGUCAAACAUCGUUUAACUCGUCGGAACCAUCGUAAACGAGACUUAUCGGCCGAAAUAACGGCAUCGAUGGAAGAAAGGCGGUUCCAAAGGCCUGCUUGGAAACGACUGGUGCUGGACAAUGAAAUUCCUCGUAAUAGUUUGGAAAGGGUGAUCGUAACCAGAGGCUGGACGGAUAUUGUGUAUCCAAAUAUGAGUCCCACGUUACAGGGAUUGUACAAUGAUGACGGUACUAUCGAUGAGUUGCUGCAACCAAUAGACGCAUAUGAUCGAGAUGAAACUAGUGAGCGAAUCGACAAUCUUGAAGUGGAUAAAAAAUACGUUGCUUUCCGGCCGGAGCAUCAGAAGCGGGAUUUGGAUGCUAGUGUGGAGAAAACAUUAGAUCAAAAAGAGGUUACCGAUGCCGAAAGUGGAAUUAUGUUGAAUGAGGAGGAAAAUGUUACGCCAGUUGAAAGUGAUGAAGAAGCAGAUGAAUUGGUGGGAGCGGGUCAUAUCGAUGAAACAACUGAUGAAAUGUCUUCUGACGGUCCUUCAGUGUCGAUCGAAGAAACACCGGAAGAAACGGAACAAAUUGCGAGUAAGGAAAGCGUUAAACCAAUGGAACAUCAGGUUUUCCGCCCUGAGCAUCAGAAGCGAGAUUUGGAUGCAAGUUUAGAAAUGGAACAGAAGCAACACGAAGCUUCAACGGUUUCCGACGUGGAAAAGGAAGAUGAGCAUGAGAGUGAAGAGAACGUUACAGACGAAAUUCAACAACAGAAAACUUUCGAAUCAACGGUUUCUCACGCGGAAGAGGAAGAUGUAUUUGCGAGUGAGGAAAACGUUCAGCCCAUAGAGCACCAGGCAUUCCGACCCGAACAUCAUAAACGCGAUUUGGAGUCAAGUGAAGAAACGGAACAAAAACAAACCGACAGACAAGCUACGGAAGACAACAGAAUCGAACCUGAGCAAAGUGAAGACAGCGAUUGGACUGAUGCAGAGGAUAACAGUAGUGAUGAGCAGCCUAAGGUGAUCGGGUUUUAUAACAGAGAUGGAACAAUCGACAAACUUGCUGCAGCUUUACCGUUCCAUUCGAUAGUCGAGGCAUGUAACGAAGAAUUUUUUCCAAUUCAAGAGAGCAGUGUAGAAUAUAAACUGAGUCUAGCUCAAGGAGCGUAUAGACCAGAGCACCAGAAGCGUGACUCACCAGCAAGCGAAGAAACUGAUAGUUUUUUAGUUUCCGAAGCAAACAUGAUUGAAAAGCAUGAUGACGAGGAGGACGAAUACUUAGGGCCGAUGCUAAUGGGAGUCUACAACGACGACGGAACGAUUGAUAAACUCAUCCCGGAGUUUCGAUUUGCGCCAGAGGCUGAGGAAAGUAGUGAAGGAGUUCAUUCGGUAAGUUUGGAAAGUGGUGGACGAAGAAGAAUGUCAUUGAGGCUUAGAACAUUCCGCCCGGAGAACAUCAAACGUGAAAUAUCCGCGGAGAAGAUAGACAACAGAGAGGUAGUUCCGGUAACCGAAGAUGUGGACGAAGGUGAUAUUGUUGCCGAAGCGGAAAAAUCUGAAGAUAUGCACAGUGGAGAAUCUUCAAUUGUUCAAAGCCACAUUCAUGAAGAUUCACCAUCGCAGCAUGACGACGAUAUUCAGAUAAUGGUGCACUCUCCUUUUGAAACGGAAGAUAUCCAUCGCCCCGAAUUGUUGCCAACAAUAGUCGGGUAUUUCAACGAAGACAGUAGUAUCGAUCCAAUAUUAGACGACACAGUUCGAGCAUCUGCGAGUGGCGAAAGUGGCGACUCAGAUCCGAUAGUCGGCGGUAAACAUAAGAAACACCGUAAAAAGCACCGAAUGCAGCAUAUGCAACAUACGCAUCAACACUAUCAUCACUACGGAAACUAUCACUAUGGAAAUUAUUACGGUAAUCGGGGUCACUACGGACAUCGCGGCCAUUACGGCAAUCGAGGUCAUUACGGUUAUAGUCGUCCUCACUCGCAGUACGGGCAUGGAGGUAACUACUACCGAUAUAAACGAUCGCUUAGUGAUUCAGUUCCACUGACCGCAGGAGCCAGUUUUCAGGAACUAAAUAACGAUCCAAAAUCAGCGCAUGUGCCAUCAUCCGUGUCAUCCACUAACACAUCUCACGAUCAUCAACCAAAUAAUGCCAGGGAAAGCUCAGACUUACAUUCAGAAAGUGACGGCCGUCCACGUACUGCUAGAAACAGCAAUGCAAUACCCGACACCCCAGAUCCACAGGAUGUGACGCUUGUCAAAUUUAUUGGAUCCAACGGAUCGGAGAUGGUUUCUCCUUACCAACUAGUAGGUCAUCAUCGGGCAGAACAUCGCAAACCCGGCGGAAUAGUGAAUUACAACUUCUUCCAUCUUGGCUGUGCCAAUGAUGCUGAUAUCAAGGAAAAUUUCAGUCAGCUUCCACAUCGAAUAGAAAAGCGUAAAGGGGCCGAUCCAGACUGCGUAGCUAGUAAUUCUCAGGAUCAAGUAACGGAAAGUCCCUGUCCAACAAAACGUCGCCAAUCCAAAUUGUGCCGCAACAAACACCUUUUUAAACGCAAACUAAAACAAUGGAGUCUCAAGCAUAUGAACAACACCAACGAAGAGAUGCAACAAACGGAAUCGGCCGUUAACUCAGUUGCCGUCUGUUUUUCUUCUACUACAGACUCCACGUUAGGGAUGGAUGGGGGCGUAAAUCGCUGUCGAGAUGUUCGCAAAUGUAACCCCUCCGACGACACUUCGUCCAAAGAGCAGUUCAGAAAACGUUUACGGAGACUUCGACUUUUCCCACAGAGAAGAGACCAGCUGAUGAAUUGUUUAUUCAGCGGAAAAGUAACUUCUGUAAAACCAGCCAUCGAAAUACAGAAACGAGAAAGUGACACAGAACCUGCACCGGCGCAAACACUCGCAGCGAUCGAAGACCGUAAAGUUAUGCGAAAUAUGAAAACUCGGCGACAGGAAAGCUUGCUGCCUCGUUUUAUGAAACCUCGUCGAACCACAAUGGUUCCAUUGACCACCAGCACCAGUACAACCACAAUCUCUACCACAACAACCACGACAGAAGCCCCCACAACAACUACCACUACUACAACCAGCACAGAAAAACCACUACGUAAGCGGGUGCGGUUCCGACUGCGAUCCAAGAAGAGUAUACCAGACAGUGAAUACACCCGUAACAACGUCGUUCCAGAAGAUGAGUCACAAGAAACAGAUCCAGCAAAGCGGGUUGCUCAACGUCGUGCCUGGCGCCGACAGGCUCGCAUCAACAAGGCUAUGCUGCGUAAGCUAAUCCAUUCGUUUAACUCACCGAAAGUUUCAACGGAACGAGAAGUACAAUCCUCAACUAAAGCAGACAACUGGAAAGAUGUGUUUGCAGUAAAACCGCAACAAACUGCUCGAAGUUCUUCCCGAAAAUCCUUGGAUAUCCACAAGAGUCUAAAGCCUACCGUACAACCCACGCUACAACUGAAUCGUGUCCAGAGUCUAAUGCAUCAACAAUCGGCUACCCGAAAGACCAGUACAACCACAAAAAAGCACGUAACAACAAUACCCUCUACAACGCCUCGAAGCAAACCGAAGACAACCCUCCCAAGAAAGGCAGAUUCUAUCGAGUAUUCCUUCGAGGACAGUCAGGAAGUACAGCAGGAAAGAAGCCAUCCCAAGCGAAGCUUGGACGGUAGCUUGGAUGAUCGUCGACGUCGAAGGUCCCGAUCCGGUCGCCAUCGUCAGCGUAUUGAAAGCCACCUAGACGUCAGCUCGCCCAAUCGCGGCUCAUCACUAACACCAGGCAUGCAGGACUUCAUUGUCAAAACCGUCAAAGAGCAUUGCGCAAAGAACGACAAUCCAGUGCUGGGGGGAGUACCAGCACAGUUGUUGAAAAAUGGUGUCCCCAAGCUGAACGAAUUCGUCGAGGCAGUUCAGCAGCGCACAAAAAACGCUGCCACCAAACCAACGCCCAAGAGCGAAACCGUCGCUACCCCCAAGAGCACCUGUGUCCCGCGGGAGCGGUCGACCCGCACAUCCGGAACGAUAGCGGAUUCGUUCGCUUCAAGUCCACUGCGAACACUAUUCAAGUUGGACCUCUUCAAACCGUGGAGAAACAUGAUCACUGGUCAGAAGAGCUAACCGUAGUCAACCCAGUCAUGAAUGCAACCUGUGCUGACCCGUGCAGUUCGAGCAUCCUUCAUCAUCGCCAUAUCCAUUCUACAAAAAAUCAAACGCUAGCGCUUUUGGCACACUUGUUAUAUUGUAUGUUAUCGUUAGAACUAUGAAUGUAAAUAAAUAAUGUUACCUCAACAUGUUACAAACCUAA
Messenger RNA from Wyeomyia smithii (pitcher-plant mosquito), 4837 nucleotides. RefSeq lists its product as uncharacterized. The record is from RefSeq and is a predicted model, not a curated record. The coding region runs from base 79 to 4650 and encodes 1523 amino acids. Lineage: Eukaryota; Metazoa; Arthropoda; Insecta; Diptera; Culicidae. The transcript has 6 exons.